This is a messenger RNA of Sphaeramia orbicularis (orbiculate cardinalfish), 2133 nucleotides long. Its product is annotated as zinc finger protein 253-like. Bases 248 to 931 code for a protein of 227 amino acids. Gene Ontology annotation, biological process: regulation of transcription by RNA polymerase II. Gene Ontology annotation, cellular component: nucleus. NCBI's taxonomy places the organism in Eukaryota, Metazoa, Chordata, Actinopteri, Kurtiformes, Apogonidae. The record is from RefSeq and is a predicted model, not a curated record. Gene Ontology annotation, molecular function: DNA-binding transcription factor activity, RNA polymerase II-specific. The transcript is spliced from 3 exons.
AGACGGACCAAUGAGAUGUGUGUACGCAACACAGCUGUUGUCUAGACACGAACUGUCUGAUGUUUUGUUGAAUCAAGGUUCCUGUGCCUGAGAGUAAUGUUUAUGCGUCCACUUUGUAUCUUCAGGAAAAAAAAAAACGAGCAGAAAUAACUUCAUUUUGACUGACACUGCGUAGCUGCGCAUGCGCAUCCUGAUAGAACUGGGAAGUUUGUGUUUGUUGACGCUGCAGAAGAACACCAGCUGAGACAUGACUUCAACACAAAAGAAAGCUCACUGCUGUGAGUUCUGUGAAAAAGAGUUCAAAACAGCUUUUAAUUUGAAGACUCAUCAGAGAGUUCACACUGGAGAGAGGCCGUUCAGCUGUGAGUUCUGUGAGAAAGCUUAUAAAACCAAAGAAAACCUAACCAUUCAUCAGAGAGUUCACACCGGAGAGAAACCAUAUUCAUGUGAGCAGUGCGGGAAGACAUUCUCUCAGCUGUCUAACCUCAAGACUCACCGGCUCAUUCACACCGGAGUGAAGCAGCAUCACUGUAAUGACUGUGGGAAACGCUUCACCCUGAGGCAAAACCUAGUUGCCCAUCAACGUAUUCACACUGGAGAGAAACCGUACAGCUGUGAGUACUGUGGGAAGAGGUUCAUCCACUUGCGUGCCUACAUAAACCACCGAAAUGUCCACACCCAAGAAACAAACUUCCUCUGUGAGCUUUGUGGAAAGAUGUUAAAGUCCUACAGUGCACUUCAUUACCAUGAACGCAUCCACACUGGGGACAAACGCUAUAAGUGCAAGUAUUGUGAUAAAGCCUUUAUCUCUUCAACAACCCUGUCCAAUCAUGAGCGCAUCCACACUGGAGAAAAGCCGUACUGGUGUGACUGCUGUAAGAAAAAUUUCACAUGGUCUGAUCAGUUGAAGAAGCACAAGUGUGUGACUUGACAUGGUUAUCCACUCUAUAUUUACUGGCAGAGGACCAUGUUAGAUCAGUCUCCCUCCCAUGGUUUUAGAAUGCAUGCACAGAAUUCUUGCAGCUUGAUUUUCUAAUCACAAUAUAAAAUACAGUUUUACAGCUGCUAGUACUUUCAAGUAAUUGUAACAUUUAUUAUUUCCUUAUAUCUCAAUGUGGAGUGGCAGUAAAAGAUGUGAGGGGGCGUGUUUAAAGCAGCUGAUUGACACAGUCAUGGCUUUGGGAGGAGCAGAAGAAUUUGAAAAGCUUCCACUGUUUUACUGUAGGUGUCAUCGUUUCUUCUACAAAAUUCAACCGUGCUGCUUGUUCCAGGGGAAAGGGACUCCACUAACAACAAGACUGAGAAAAAUAUGAACUACCUAAUGUUAUCUGAUGAGGACAGUAAAGUGGCAGAGGCCCCCCAGGUGCUCCAACGCCCUUAAAACAGUUACUCCUAUGUUGUGUUUUGGAGCUCUGGGGCACCACUACCAGUUGUGAACCACAUGAAAGGUAAACGUUGUGGGCCCGUCACUGCAUCAGUGUUAAAGUUGAUGCAGCUGAAACAUAUUAAUCACUGCAGUAUUUGUCCAAUGGAAGGACUUUAUGUAUUUUCUUAGUUAAACCCAGGUAUGGUUUAUACUUUGGCUGCGUAUGUAAAUAUACUGUGAAUAGAUCCUGUGGGAAGAACUGUCAUCAUCUUUUUAACUGAGUCAACACCGACCGGAGCAGACUAUGGCAUCUCCUCCACAGAACAAAUCAGUCCAUGUCUUUUUUGGGGAGAAGUGUGUGAGCCAGGACACAGACAGUAUAUGUACCAGCACUGAUGAAGAUGAGGUGGCAUCUAAAGGGGAGUAUUUAAAGUGGAUACUGGUCUACUGGUAGCACAUACAGAGGAACAACCAUUGUAAAUAUCAUCAAAAACAUGAUGGUAUGACACUACCUCUGUGUACUCAGAAGGUCCAAGGGAGAUGGUUUUCACAGCAGGAGGUAUAGUGACUGAAAAGGUGCUUUACUGUCACCUGUUAUGUUUUUCUGGACUAAAAAGACAAAGCAAACAGACUCUUAUCAUGAGAUUUCAGUUUUCUGCAGCCAUCACAGGCCAGGGUGAGCUGGGUGUUUUGUGGCUGGAGUCUCUAUCAUCAAAACUAAUAUUUAUCACAAAUUGAAAGUUUAUUUAAUAAAUGGAGAGUAAACU